Molecule: messenger RNA, 303 nt
Organism: Didymodactylos carnosus
Lineage: Eukaryota; Metazoa; Rotifera; Eurotatoria; Philodinida; Philodinidae
Source: the annotation of a GenBank genome assembly
AUGGCUACCACAUCAGGAACAGUGACGUCAAUAGACAAACCCGAUUUUAUACCACUAGCAUCAAUCAUAGCCUUUGUUGUUAUAGGUGUUGUAUUUCUUGCCGGGAUUGUCGCUCGAUUUCUUGCCUUCAAUCAAUCUAUUCAAGAAAAUCUCGAUCUUAUGAUCUACAAAGCGGCACCACGACCACCUCCGAUUGGCAAAGCAAACAGAAUGAAUAACGCUAAUCUAUCAGAAAGCAUCAGUAGUAACGGUAUCCAGAAAAGUCCACCUUUGCCGGCAGCGCGCGGUCCAAAGAAUCUUUAA